AUGUUGGCUAUUUUUGCCGAACAUGAUAAAGAAUCUUGGGAUAUACGGUUGCCGCAACUAGCACUGGCCAUCAGAGCGGCCAUAAAUGAAUCCACUGGCCACAGUCCAGCAUUUUUAAUGUAUGGUCAAGAACUGAAACUACCACUCGAUCGCAUAUACGGUCCCGAAGCGGAUGUUCUUGAUGAGUUGAAAUCUGAGGAAGUUCGAUCCUACACUGAACGACUUAAAGCCAUUCUUGUGUCUGCACAUCAAUCGAUCAGAGAAAAUUUGGAAAUUGCCCAGCAAGAACAAAAGCUUCUUUAUGAUCGACGUCGUAAAGAUGCCCAGUUUAAAGAAGCUCCCUUUAUGUGGUAUGCGAACGAUACAAAAAACGAAUUUUGGUAUUUAAAUUAUGCUACUCUAAAUGAAAAAGCUUUGUUUUCAUAUACAGAGUUUUUAUCCGCAUCAUUAGAAAAUAUUUGUCAGUUUAUUUUAUUAUUAAAAAAUAUUUCUUUACGAAAUAUGAAACAUUUAUCAAUUGCCUUUAAACAAUAUAUUAUGGAUGAUGCACAUUUAAAAACAUUGCUAAAUGAAGAUGAAUUUUGGAAAAAACUUAACAUCGUCGAUGCUGAUGAAAGCGACAUCUGCUGUAUUGAUUGUCUUCCAUUAAAGGUGUUAAAAAUAAGAAAUAUUUUAUUUUCAAAUUGUUUAAUGCUAAUUAAGUAUUAUUGCCUUACAAUAUUUGCGAAACAUUUAGAAAUAUUGUUAUUAAUAGAAAUUUUUACGGAUAAAAGUGAUUCAUUUAAAGUGUUUGGUGUCUCAAGUGAAGCUCCUGCAGAAGGUGAGAAACACCUUAGUCCACCCGGGAACCUAACCGGCAUCUUAGAACGAUUAUUGCCGACUUCGGUUCAUCUUAUGAAUUUUAUUCAACACAUAUUAUGA
Molecule: messenger RNA, 921 nt
Organism: Didymodactylos carnosus
Lineage: Eukaryota; Metazoa; Rotifera; Eurotatoria; Philodinida; Philodinidae
Source: the annotation of a GenBank genome assembly